AUGCUCCGUCUUGGAAAAAAUCUGUCUGUGCGGUGUUGCUGGCACCGGUCUCAGGUAACACACAAACGCUCAAACUUUAAGCCGGGCCGCGGGGGACGCGGCGGUCGCGGCGGUCGCGGUCGUGGUGGCGCGGACUCACUGCAGGCCAUCGCCGCCUUUAUGGGCAUGCUUGGCGCAGUCGGUGGGUAUCGCGGUGGCCGUGGUGGUCGCGGCGGUGCUGGCCGCGGUCGUGGUGGUGGCCGCGGCGGGGGUGCCUCUGGUAGCGGCGGCCCGUCGGUGCUGCCUGGUGGGAUGCCUCCAGGUGGUUUCCAGCCGUAUCAAUAG
Messenger RNA from Leptomonas pyrrhocoris, 324 nucleotides. RefSeq lists its product as hypothetical. Lineage: Eukaryota; Euglenozoa; Kinetoplastea; Trypanosomatida; Trypanosomatidae. The transcript has a single exon. Bases 1 to 324 code for a protein of 107 amino acids. The record is from RefSeq and is a predicted model, not a curated record.